Molecule: messenger RNA, 930 nt
Organism: Triticum turgidum subsp. durum (durum wheat)
Lineage: Eukaryota; Viridiplantae; Streptophyta; Magnoliopsida; Poales; Poaceae
Source: the annotation of a GenBank genome assembly
AUGAUGCCAGAUGGACAGGAAAUAGCAGUAAAACGAUUAUCGGAAGGAUCAAAACAAGGCCUUCGUGAGCUAAAAAAUGAGCUAUUAUUAGUUGCCAAGCUUCAGCACCGGAAUCUGGUGAAGUUAAUAGGCGCAUGCCUCAAUGGAGAGGACAAGCUACUUGUGUAUGAAUAUAUUCCAAAGAAAAGUCUUGAUGCCUUUAUUUUCGGUGACGAAAAGCGUGGAAAAUUAGCUUGGGAUACACGAUACAAGAUCAUUUGUGGUAUUGCUCGAGGCUUGGUGUAUCUACAUGAUGAGUCCCGUAUAAAAGUUAUACAUAGAGAUCUGAAACCAGGCAAUAUAUUACUAGAAAUGGAUAUGAAUCCAAAGAUCUCUGACUUUGGUCUGGCAAGUAUUUUUGAGGGUGAUCAUACAAAGCAUAUCACAAGAAGAGUAGCUGGAACCUAUGGGUAUAUGGCGCCAGAAUAUGCUGUACUUGGACAUGUUUCAACCAAAUCAGAUGUGUUCAGCUUUGGAAUGAUUAUUCUAGAAAUUAUGACUGGGAGGAGAAACAGUGUAUCCUCUGAAAUGAUGAUGGCUGAGCAUCUUUUAACUUAUGUAUGGGAGAACUGGACCAAGGGGACAAAAGCUGAGAUAUUGGAUCCAUCAUUGCAAUACAACAACAGCUCUGCAAAUGAGGUUCUCAAGUGUGUACACAUUGGACUAUUAUGUGUUCAAGAGAAUCCAGGUGAUAGACCCGGCAUGUCCAGUGUGAUGCUGAUGCUUGUUGGAAAGUCUACUACCUUGCCUGCUCCUUCUAGGCCUGCUUUUCUAUUUAGGUUGAAUGAUGAAAACCAUGCCCAUGGUGGUCUAAAUAACCGACUAGAUGGCUUGAACGAAUCAAAUCCAACAUUCAAUAAUUUGACAAUCACAGAAUUAGAACCAAGAUAG